This is a messenger RNA of Diatraea saccharalis (sugarcane borer), 813 nucleotides long. Lineage: Eukaryota; Metazoa; Arthropoda; Insecta; Lepidoptera; Crambidae. The record is from the annotation of a GenBank genome assembly.
AUGAUAAGUUACUCUUUCCUCAAACCCGCCCAAAAUAAUAAGUUUAAAGCACUUUCCACUUUGUGCCAAAAAGAAUUUACCAUAUCUCACGGUGGAAAAAAUGAUAUAGAAAAACACCAAAAAUGCAAUGAACACCAAAAAAGAGAAAAAAGUGCAAAUGUAUCUCUAUCUUUAAAAACAUUUUUAGAGAACGAUCAAAUGACCACACAAGAGGAGAAAGUGAUAGCUGCGGAAGUUACAAAGGCGUACCACUCGGUCAAGCAUAGUUUAUCUUUCAAUUCGCUUGAAUGUGAUAUUAAAUUGGAUCAUACUUUGUACACUGAUUCCAAAAUUGUCGAAAAACUGACACUUGGUCGAACUAAAGCCAGUGUCAUUGCUCACAAUGUUUUAGGGCCAGCGUCAACUCAAGAGACAGUCGAAACUUUGCAAAAUAACACAUUUUAUAGUAUUGCUACUGAUGCCUCUAAUCAUGGUGCCACGAAAAUGUUUCCGCUGAUGGUUAGAUUUUACAGCCCAACUACAAAUUUAAAAACUUGUAUACUUGACUUUUAUGAAGAUGCGAAUGAGACUGCGUCAGACAUUCAUAUGAAUUUAGUAACACAGCUGAAAGAGCAUAAUAUUGAUAUUAAAUUCCUUACCAGUUACUGUGCAGAUAACGCAAAUGUGAAUUUUGGGUGUCGCAGUUCUGUUUUCCAAUUAUUGCGUCAUGAUAAUGAUAACAUUUUAUCCGUGGGAUGUCCUGCACACAUCUUGCACAACAGUGUAAAGCAUGGUCUGGGUAAGAGAGAAUUUGAUUUAGAGAAUUUCAUUUAG